Messenger RNA from Lottia gigantea (owl limpet), 2092 nucleotides. RefSeq lists its product as hypothetical. Gene Ontology annotation, biological process: protein acetylation. NCBI's taxonomy places the organism in Eukaryota, Metazoa, Mollusca, Gastropoda, Lottiidae. The transcript has 8 exons. Gene Ontology annotation, molecular function: N-acetyltransferase activity. Bases 297 to 908 code for a protein of 203 amino acids. The record is from RefSeq and is a predicted model, not a curated record.
GAUAAGACAAGCUAUUUUUUCAAAGCAGAUUAAAAUAGAACGGAAUAGAUAUAAGCUUAUUUAGGAAAAAAAGGUUAAAAUUUUGAAUUAAGAAUUUGAUGGAUCAUUUGAUGUACAAGACUGUCUACAUUCUGUAAGAUCUCAAAACGGAAAAGGCUUGAGAUUGAGUUGCGAGGCAGGGUUAGUUUCCUCCAAAAAUAAUAGAAGUUUUAGCAUUAGGUUCGAAAACAAGGUAGAAGAUAUCUGAAUUUAUACAGUGGAUGUAAUGGAAUGAUAAGGCAAAAGUUACCGUUAAAAUGCGUAUUAAUGAAUAUACAGUGAUAUAUGGAGAGAAAGUUUUACUGGUUCCAUAUGAACGACAUCAUGUUCCCAAAUAUCAUGCAUGGAUGCAAGCACGUGAAUUACAACGUUUGACAGCAUCUGAACCCCUCACAUUAGAUGAAGAAUAUGAAAUGCAAAAACAUUGGAGAGAAGAUAAUGACAAAUGUACAUUUAUUAUUUUGGAUUUGAAGAAUUACCAGAGACAUCAAGGUGGAUUGAAGGAUAAGGAAAUAGAUACAAUGAUUGGAGAUGUUAAUUUAUUUUUUAAUGAUGGUGAAAGUAGAGAUAUAGCUGAAGUAGAAAUUAUGAUAGCAGAUGCUGCCAGUCGUGGGAAAGGAUUUGGUAAGGAGGCUUUAAAUUCUAUGAUGAGAUAUGGUAUGGAAACCUUACAUGUCAACAAGUUUGUUGCUAAAAUUGGUUAUGGAAACCAACCUAGUCAAGGAAUGUUUAAAAAACUAGGCUUUGAGGAGGUAUCAAGAAGUGAUGUGUUCGAAGAAGUAACAAUGGAGUUGUAUUUAACAGAUGAGGAUAAAAUGAUGAUUUUAGAAAAUACCCCAGUUUAUAGACUAGAUGUUCAGGGGCAAUGAUACAGAACAUUAUUAUAUGCACAUUCUUGAUAUUUCUAAUUUGUUACCAGACUUAAAAAAUACCAACAAUUCAAGAUGGUGAUCAGGAAUAUGGGAAUCGUCUAUCUGUUUGGGAGAAAGCCUAAGCCCUAGUGGUAUUGACAAAUUUUCUUCAAAAUUAUGCUUAUAAUGUUCAACAUUUUGUGCAGUACUGGUAUACAUCUUUAUGUCGCAUUGAUUACCGUUUAUUAACACAUUUAUGAUUUUCUAGUUCAUCUGAAAUUCAUCCACCUGUUGAUGUUAAUUGGAAUAGCAGUUAUAUCACUUAUGCCUAGUGAAUAUGUAUCAGAUCUUUGUUUUUUGCAUUAGUUUCAUUGUCAAAGUUUUGUAUUGAGAAUCUCAGUCUAAGAUGAUAUUUAAAAGUGAUUAAGUUGUGUAAGUAUACUCCUUACCUGAUAAGAUUAUAAUUUCAGCUAUCAGGAGCAUAGAAACCAUAUUUUAUGUAAUAAACAUGUUGUUAAAUCAAUUGUGUAUUCAAAAAUGUUUUUUUAAGCAAGGAAAACCUUUGAACUGUACCUCUUUAAUCAUUACCAAUCAUAAAAUAUAAAUAGAAAUAUAAAGUCUAUAUAGUAUGAUAUAUAGACACAGCUUUAUGGAGCACCAAUCACUGGUUAAAGUUUUAUGCAAUGUUUCCAUGUGUUCCUCCUUAAAUGAUAAAACGACAAAAUAAAGAUUGGCGAAACAAUUCAGAACAUUUAAUAAAACUGUAGCCAGUAAUUUCUGUUCCAUGAAGCUGUGUCUAUUUUAUCAUAGAUAUAUGGUAAACUUGAAUAUAAAAAGCCAUUCUUCUCACAAAUUUAUUUUUUACAUUUGCUAUAGUAAUAUAAUGUAAACCACAUUUUUGUCUGAAUUAACUGAUGAAUAAAAAAAGUCAUACAAAUCUUAUAAAAAAAAUGUUAAAUUCUCUAGAUUAUUUACUGAGUAAAGGAUUUGACGGGACACCAACUGUCUCCUAUUCAAACCUUUUCCCAAAUAACAAAACAAAGGCUGAGGUUUAGUAUGCAUUGUUAAUUUAGUUUACAAAUGUGAAGCAUAUAAAAUAUAUGUUGCAAGCCCAAGUACAAAAUAAACACAUAUUCAAAUUUUACAAAAAUUCAAGACAUUUGAACACUAAUUGUUGAAGAAAUUGUAAAAAUAUAUUUUGG